Molecule: messenger RNA, 315 nt
Organism: Psylliodes chrysocephalus
Lineage: Eukaryota; Metazoa; Arthropoda; Insecta; Coleoptera; Chrysomelidae
Source: the annotation of a GenBank genome assembly
AUGAGCUUUUCCACAAAGUCUUUUAAAGAUGAUGACACAGAAGACGAUUUGCCUCUAAAUCAACUAACUGUAAGAUUAAGGUGUGCGCAAGAUGACAGCGACUGUAAGAAUAAGAUAACCUUAUUUGAUUUAAUGAAACAAAUAAAAUUAUGUGAAGAUGUUACAGAACAAGAUGUUAAUCAAUGGAUUUCCUCUGAUGACCAUGGCCAAGAGCUUUCCAUAGAAGAAAUAGCUGCAUUUAAACAAACUCAAGAAGAAGACCUACUUGAAAACAAAGAUGAAGAGCAAGAAAUCAGGACGGUUUUUCUGCGUUAG